AUGGCGCCCCUCAAGCAGAUGCUGCUGGCUCUUGCCUGUGUGGCAUCUUCAGUCGCAUUCGACAUCACCGUUGCCUCAUCCGGUGGUAACGCUACCAGCGGCCACCAGUAUGGCUUCCUCCACGAGGAUAUCAACAACUCUGGCGACGGCGGUAUCUACGCCGAGCUCAUUCGCAACAGAGCCUUCCAGUUUAGCGACCGCUACCCCGUCAACCUUGACGGCUGGCACGCCUUCAACGGCGCCAGCCUCCAGCUGAGCAACCUGAGCGAGCCCCUCUCCGAUGUCCUCCCAGUCUCAGUGAACGUGGCGGCCGGCAACUCGUCUGGUGUCGUCGGUCUCUCCAACGACGGCUACUGGGGCAUCGAUGUCAAGAAGCAAAAGUACACUGGCUCGUUCUGGGUCCGCGGCUCCUACGAGGGCAAAUUCACCGCCUCGCUGCGGUCUGACCUCAACGAAGACGUCUUUGGCUCGGUGGAUGUGGCAUCCAAGGCCGUUGCUGACGACUGGAUCGAGCAUGAGUUCGAGCUCAUCCCGACCAUGGAUGCACCGAACAGCAACAACACCUUUACCCUCACCUUUGAUUCAGAUGGCGCUGCAGACGGCUCGCUCGACUUCAACCUGAUCAGCUUGUUCCCGCCCACGUACAAGAACCGCAAGAACGGUCUCCGUGUGGAUAUCGCCGAGUCUCUUGCUGGACUCCAUCCUUCGCUUCUUCGCUUCCCCGGAGGUAACAUGCUCGAAGGCAACACCAACAAGACCUGGUGGGACUGGAAGGAGACCCUUGGCCCUCUCCGCUACCGUCCUGGCUUCCCUGGCGUGUGGGGGUACCAGCAGACUCACGGUCUGGGUCUGCUGGAGUACCUGCAGUGGGCUGAGGACAUGAACCUCGAAGUCGUCAUUGGCGUCUGGGCUGGCCUUGCCCUGAACGGCGACAUCACUCCCAAGGACAAGCUCCAACCCUUCAUCGACGAUGCCUUUGACCAAAUCGAGUUCAUCCGCGGCCCUGCUGACUCCAAGUGGGGUGCCCGUCGUGCUGAACUUGGCCACCCUGAGCCCUUCAAGCUCGACUACGUCAUCGCCUCGGGCGCCAGUUCCGACGGCCACGACAUCCCGGCCCCGGCCAUCGGCGACUACCACCCGUACCGCACGCCCGACGCGCUCGUCGACGAGUUUGACCGCUUCGACAACGACGUCGGCCACAUUGUCGGCGAGGUCGCCGCCACCCACCCCAACGGCGGCACCUCCUGGGAGGGCGGCCUCCACCCCUUCCCCUGGUGGAUCGGCACCGUCGGCGAGGCCGUCUCCAUGAUCGGCUAUGAGCGCAACGCCGACCGCAUCCCCGGCACCUUCUACGCGCCCGUCCUGCGCAACAUGAACCGCUGGCAGUGGGCCGUGACCCUCGUCCAGUUCGCCGCCGACGCGGCCCUCACCACGCGCUCCACGAGCUGGUACCUCUGGGAGCUCUUCGCCGCGCACCCCAUGACCCAGACGCUGCCCGCCGAGGGCUCCUUUGACCCGCUCUUCUACGUCGCCGGCAGGAACGAGGACGCCGGCAGCUUCAUCUGGAAGGGCGCCGUCUACAACACGACCGACAGCGCCGACGUGCCUGUCACGGUUGCCUUUGAGGGCGUCGAUGCCGGCGCCAAGGCUCUCCUGACGGUGCUCUCGAACCCGAGCGCCGACCCGUAUGCCUACAACGAUCCCUUCACCGGCGUGAACAUUGUGGACACGGAGGUCAUUGAUCUCGUGGCGAACGAGGAUGGCGUCUUUGAGUUUACGCUGCCCGAGUUGUCGGUUGCUGUGCUCGACACGGAUACGAAGCGCAAGUGCAAGCGGGGGUUGCAGCGACAGUGA
This is a messenger RNA of Verticillium alfalfae VaMs.102, 1854 nucleotides long. RefSeq names its product alpha-N-arabinofuranosidase A. Gene Ontology annotation, molecular function: alpha-L-arabinofuranosidase activity. Gene Ontology annotation, biological process: L-arabinose metabolic process. The record is from RefSeq and is a predicted model, not a curated record. The transcript has 6 exons. The coding region runs from base 1 to 1854 and encodes 617 amino acids. NCBI's taxonomy places the organism in Eukaryota, Fungi, Ascomycota, Sordariomycetes, Glomerellales, Plectosphaerellaceae.